AUGGCGGCCAAAUAUGCUGCACAGGACCUCUCGGACGCGGCACUAGGAGGUCCAAUUGGCCUUAAAGAUGGCUACUUUGUCGACAACUACGGUCGCACCCUCACGCUGCAUGGCCUCAACAUCUCCGGGGCCAGCAAGCUCCCCACGACGCCGAACGGCUUGUCUCAUCUUACCGACGGCUUCUUCGAGCACCGCGCAGUGACAUUCAUCGGCCGGCCAUUCCCCCUUGAAGAUGCGCCGUUGCACUUCAGACGAUUGCAGGCUUGGGGCUUGCCGCUUAUCCGUCUGCUGGUAACGUGGGAGUCGAUUGGCCACUCUGGACCGGACCCGGAAACGGAUGUGGAUUUGGAGUAUAUCGACUACCUACGCCAACUCAUCGAAAUCAUGCCGAAGUACGGCGUCAAGUGCUUCAUUUGCGCCCACCAGGAUGUGUGGAGUCGAUUCAGCGGCGGCAGCGGUGCACCCGGUUGGACGUUUGAAGUUGCUGGGCUCGAUGUCGAGGCAUUCACUGAGACCGGUGCCGCAUAUGUGCAUGGGCAGGAUGAACUGAGGAGAGCUACUGCGCCUGUGAAUGAGAAGGAACCGAGCGGACCGUUUGUGUGGCCGUCUGGGUACCAGAAAAUUGCGGCGUCGACGAUGGCGACGUUGUUUUGGGCGGGCGAUGCUCUGGCGCCGAAGCUGCAAUGCAAGCGGUCGAAAGAUGGCAGGGAUGAGACUGUUUCGGCUCAGGAGUUUCUCCAGAGUGCCUUUAUCGAAGCCUUUGGGCGGCUCGCGGAUGAAGUGGCUAGCCUUGAGGCAUGCGUUGGCUUUGAGCCCUUGAAUGAGCCGCAUCGAGGUCUUGUCAAUCUUCAUGGAUUCGACGGUUGGAACUACGAUACCGACUUACAUAUCGGAUAUUACCCUUCUCUGACACAAGCACUCGCACUUGCCAGUGGCUACGCUCAAGAAGUCAAUUACUACGUCAAGUCCUGGCCGUUCCCUACCCGCAUUUCGCACAAAACCGUCGUCGAUCCGAAGGGAAGAUCUGCCUGGUUGGCUGCUAAGCCAAAUGCAUCGAAACCACAAAACUAUGGUCUCGGCGAGUGUGUAUGGCGCGCUCAUGGUGUUUGGGAAUGGGAUGAGACGAAAAAGGGCCCAAAGGUCUUGCAGCAAGACUACUUCGAGGUGGACCAUCGGCCAGGUCGUGAAGGGAAGCCGCUGGAGUGGUACCGCGACUUUUACGGUCCCUUCCUCAAGCGCUUCUCGGAACGUGUCUCACGGAAAUCGUCCCGGCAAUUCUGCUUCUUUGAGCCGAUACCAAACGAGUUUGUGCCCCCUUGGGUUGGCCAGGACGGCAAGGUGGACGAAGCUGGACAGAAGCAAACAUAUGCGACCAAGACAAUCAUCGACACACCGAGACCACAGAAUCUCGUUUUUGCCCCUCAUUUCUACGACCUCAACGUAUUAUUCAGCAAGCAUCACUCCUGGAUGAGCGUGAACGUACAAGGGCUCUCUAGGGGCAUGUUCAUCUUAAAAGCCCUCUACAUCGGCGCCAAGGCGCUUCGCCAAAACUACCGCACGCAGCUCGCCAACAUCCUCAAAUACGGGCAAAAGUCGUUGGGAACCCACGUGCCCGCCCUCAUCGGCGAGGUCGGCAUACCCUACGACAUCAACGGUUGUGAGGCGUUCAAAACAGGCAACUACGAUAAGCUGCGGGAGCUAAUGCACGCGCUCAUCUCCGCCAUGGAGGACAACAACCUUGCGUUCACGCUGUGGAAUUAUAACCCUGAUAAUCGGGUGGAGUACGGCGAUGGGUGGAACAAGGAGGAUUUUUCUGUCGUUAACGGCGACACUGAAGCGAAGCCCGGCCACAUUUUGCCAGAUUAUGUGAACGAGGCGCACGAAGAUGAUGAGCUGUACCGCGGUGGGAGGGUAUUGAACGUGAUUAUUCGUCCUUACGCCGUCAAGAUUGCAGGCCGCCACGUUCGCUCGGAUUGGGACCCGCGGACCCUCCACUACGAGUUCGAGUGGACUUCAGAGGCCGAGAGUGACGCCAAGAACAGCAAAAGUCAACCCGAAAAGUCCCGGACGACGGAGAUAUUUGUGCCAGAGUACCACUACGCACAACGCAACAUCGACAUCAAGGUCAGCGAUGGAGAGUGGUCGUACGAUCCUGAUCUGGCGACACUGUACGUAAAGCAUGAUGGAAGCAAGAGCACGCAUCGCUUGACAAUCGAUAUUACGAACAUUCCGAGGCAUCUCAUGGAGACUGUUGAGAAAAGGCGACGGGCGCUCCCGCCUAGUUUCCCACUGAGUCUCAUCUCGCCGAGCACGGAGCUUGCGAUUGAAGAGUUGAUGAUGCCAAUGUUGUUGCCUGGGCUUCUUGUCAUUUUGCUGGCUGUUGUGACGAUGUUUGUCUAG
Molecule: messenger RNA, 2400 nt
Organism: Colletotrichum paranaense
Lineage: Eukaryota; Fungi; Ascomycota; Sordariomycetes; Glomerellales; Glomerellaceae
Product: glycoside hydrolase family 5 protein
Exons: 1
Coding region: 1-2400 (799 amino acids)
Molecular function (GO): beta-glucosidase activity
Source: RefSeq, a predicted model, not a curated record